Messenger RNA from Cylicostephanus goldi, 666 nucleotides. Lineage: Eukaryota; Metazoa; Nematoda; Chromadorea; Rhabditida; Strongylidae. The record is from the annotation of a GenBank genome assembly.
UUGCAUUCCAGGGGAUAUUCCUUACACAACGAUCAAACACGUUAUACAGAAAAACGACGAAAAGUUUAUGCUUUCCUUCGCAUUCCUAUAGAGGUAGAACGAUUUCUCUUUUAUGGUUUACUACAAUGUAUAGAUGCAUUCUGUUAUCUGUUCACAUUUCUUCCGAUUAGGUUUCUUAUGUCUGUGAUGGGUUUCUUGUUACGACUGCGGCCUUGGACUUCCGCAGAAACUUGCGACUUUUUCAAAGUUUGGAUCAUAGUUUUUGGUACUAUACUUAUGCAACAUAUAGACACUUCUGUUGUUUAUCAUCAAGUUAGAGGCCAAGGAGUUAUAAAACUAUACAUAUUCUAUAAUAUGCUUGAAGUAGCAGACAAGCUGUUUAGUAGUUUGGGGCAGGAUAUCCUCGAUGCGUUGUUUUGGACAGCGAAUGAGCCGAAGACGAUAAGAACUAUAGUAAGGACGGUAUUCCACUUUGUGUUCGCUCUUUCUUACGCUACGAUACACACGUUUUUGGUUUUACUACAGGCUACCACCUUGAACGUGGCUUUCAACUCCCAUAACCAAGCCCUCCUGGCUAUAAUGAUGUCUAACAAUUUUGUAGAGUUGAAAGGAUCAGUGUUCAAAAAGUUUGCCAAAGCAAAUCUAUUCCAAAUGGCUUGCAGGUAG